AAAUAACCUCUUUCAGUCCUGCCUCCCUUCUUGAGGCAGCACAACACGUCACGCUCCUAAGCCCCGCCCACUUGCUUCCCUCCCUGUUGGAGCGCCAUCACUUCAACACACUUCAGCCGCCGCUUGCUCGCUGUUCGACUUCUCGGACCCCCUCCCCGCCCCCCGGAGUCGUGAUGACGGGAUUUCGGCUCAACGUGUCCCCUCUGAAGGAGCCCCUGGGCUUCGUCAAGCUGGUGGAGUGGCUGACGGCCAUAUUUGCUUUCGGAAGCUGCGGCGGCUUCGCGGGCAGGAACGUCGUGUCCAUCUUCUGCGGCGACGGCGGCAACGAAACGCUCAACGCCAACUUCCACUACCCCUUCAGGCUGAGCCAGGUGCCGCUGGUGGAGGGAAACGCCAGCAUAUGUGACCACUCUGUCAGCACCACACACCUGAUGGGAGACUCCUCCUCUUCGGCGGAGUUCUUUGUGGGCGUGGCCGUCGUCUGCUUCCUGUACUGCAUGGCGGCCCUCUUGGUGUAUUUGGGCUACAUGCACGUGUACAAGAACUCCGACUUCGGACCCAUUCUGGACUUUGUGAUCACGGCGGUCGUGGUGUUCCUGUGGCUGGCGUGUGCGUCCGCCUGGGCCAAGGGGCUUCAGCACGUCAAGGACGCCACGGACACGGAGGGCAUAGCCGCCUCCGUGGCGCUCUGCAAGGGGAGCAACAUCACCUGCCAGGUCACCGAGUACGCCAACCUCCGGACGCUCAACAUCUCAGUGGUGUUCGGCUACCUCAACAUGUUCGUGUGGGCCGGUAACGCUUGGUUCGUGUACAAGGAGACGCGCUGGCACUCGCAGAAGGUCUCCACCCAACCAGGACCGGGGAGGCAGCAGGUUCCGGCAGCCAUCUAAAUCACGCACAAACAAACCUCACUUUGUGGGUGAUUUUUUAAUUUUUAUUUUUUUUAACCUAUUCUUCAAACAUUCAACAUUUUCCCCGUUCUAUUAGAAUAUCCAAUUUUCACUUUAAGAUAUUUUUUUAUGUGGAGCUUCACAAUAGCUUGUUUAGGGUACAAAUAAAUAACUUUAAGGUACGUUUCCUUUGUCAAAAAAGGGUUAAAUUUGAUUAUAAAUGUACUUUUAUGCACACAUUAAUUAUUGAUAAUUAUAGUACAACUGGCGCGAGGGGCCGUAUCUGGCCCGAGGAAAUGUGCAUCAAUGAAGUACCUUAUCUUUUCGUACUGAAUGUAUUUGGUUUUUCCAUUUUGACAAAAAAAAAAUAUAUGCACUGCAUGAAAUUGCAUACCUUUUGAAAUGUUUGUUUUUUAGUUUUUUUUAUUAUUAUUAUUAAUCAAUCCAACAAAAUAAUGCACAAUAAUACCAUACUAAUACAAUUCCAAUUCCAAAAUCAAUUCCCAGCAACAUUCAGAAUAGCAAUCAACAGAGCGAUUAAAAGGAAACACAAACAUGACACAAAACAAUCCAAAAGUAGUAGGGGUGUAACGGUACGUACGGUUCGAUACGUACCUCGGUUUAGAGGCCACGGUUCGGUUCAUUUUCGGUACAGUAAGAAAACAACAAAAUAUAAAUGUUUUGGUUAUUUAUAGAGAUGUCCGAUAAUAUCGGCCGGCCAAUAUAUGCGUUAAAAUGUAAUAUCGGAAAUUAUCGGUAUCGUUUUUUUUAUUAUCGGUAUCGGAUUUUUAUUUUUUUAUUAAAUCAACAUAAAAAACACAAGAUACACUUACAAUUAGUGCACCAACCCAAAAAACCUCCCUCCCCCAUUUACACUCAUUCACACAAAAGGGUUGUUUCUUUCUGUUAUUAAUAUUCUGCUUCCUACAUUAUAUAUCAAUAUAUAUCAAUACAGUCUGCAAGGGAUACAGUCCGUAAGCAAGGGAUACAGUCCGUAAGCACACAUGAUUGUGCGUGCUGCUGGUCCACUAAUAGUACUAACCUUUAACAGUUAAUUUGACUAAUUUUCAUUAAUUACUAGUUUCUAUGUAACUAUUUUGAUAUUGUUUUACUUUCUUUUUUAUUCAAGAAAAUGUUUUUAAUUUAUUUAUCUUAUUGUACUAUUUUUUAAAAAAAGUACCUUAUCUUCACCAUACCUGGUUGUCCAAAUUAGGCAUAACAAUGUGUUAAUUCCACGACUGCAUAUAUCGGUUGAUAUCGGUAUCGGUAAUUAAAGAGUUGGACAAUAUCGGAUAUCGGCAAAAAGCCAUUAUCGGACAUCCCUAGUUAUUUAUUUACCAAAUUUGUAAACAAUGGCAUAACAUACAUAUACACACAGGGUCCAUUGCCAGGGUUAAUGUGGUCAACAUAUAUAAAAUAAAAACUAAAUAAGAUAAGGCUCAAAAUGGUUUCUUUCAACAAAACUUUUCUACAUAUAAAGUGUUUUUUUGAUUGAUUGAUUGAUUGAUUGAGACUUGUAUUAGUAGAUUGCACAGUACAGUAAAAGGCCUCAAGUUGUUGCUCAGAUUUUAAAAAAUGACAAAACUUUUCUUCUACGUAUAAAAAGUGCAACAUUAAACAGUUUCAAGUCAACUCAGCCUCAGAUCAACUUUCCCGCAACCCCCGUACCGAAACGGUUCGAUACAAAUACACGUACCGUUACACCCCUAAAAAGUAGUCAAACAAAAAUGAAUAAUUUCAACAACAGUAUCAAUAUUUAGAAUUCCAACAAAGCAGGGAUUAGAAAUCCCCCAUUUUCAAAUGUUAAUAUUACGCAAUAUUGCACCAUAAUUUCCACACAUUUUUAUGUGUUAAAAUAAAAAUAAAUACUUUAAUAUCUGCUUGACUUAUGGUUUCAAAACAUGUUUUCCAUCAAAUUGUACACUGUAGAAAGGAGAAUAAAAUGACGAUGUUUUUACAGCAUAUUCAAUUGAAAAAAACUCUACCACUCUUUUUACUAUAAAAUGUUGCCAACUACGCUGCCUUUUUUUUUUUUUUUUCACUGUAAAAUCUACGGUUGUUGUUACUGUAAAUGGAAAAAAUGGUACCACGGUUAUUUUACGGUGACAAACUGGCAGCUCAGUUUUUGAACAAACUACCUUAAAUUUUACAGUAAGAUUCUGGCAACUAAGCUGCCAGUAUUUUACCGUAAAAUAACCGUUUUAAAGUGGUAAAUAAACAAUACUGUUGUCCAUCUACCGUGAUAUAAUGUUUAAAAAAAUCUGUAGAUUUUGCAUUAAAACAAUGGUGACCAGAAUA
Messenger RNA from Entelurus aequoreus (snake pipefish), 3188 nucleotides. It is a transcript of the gene sypl1, whose product is annotated as synaptophysin-like 1. The record is from RefSeq and is a predicted model, not a curated record. Lineage: Eukaryota; Metazoa; Chordata; Actinopteri; Syngnathiformes; Syngnathidae. The transcript is spliced from 5 exons. Gene Ontology annotation, cellular component: synaptic vesicle membrane; synaptic vesicle. Bases 174 to 890 code for a protein of 238 amino acids.